GCGAAUCCUCUGCUUGCCCCUCCACCGCUCAUUUCGGAUUUUCGUUCGUCGCUCGUGUUGAUGGUUAAAGUCGCAAGCAGGCAGAAAUGUAUGUCGCGUUUGUCGUCGUGUUGUGUGUGCGGUGAGUUGAGGAUGUAACAGGUGAAAAUUGCGAAGUGCAUACAGCAAUCGUCGUCCGAAUUUGGAGGAGCAUCCACGCGUUUCCCAGUGGUCGGCGCCCGAGCAUCAUGCAGUAAAAACUCGCUCGACUGCGAGGCGCCACACUUGAUUUUUAUUUUCGUGCUGGCGUUGCCGUUGUUGUUGUGUUGAGAGCCGAGCAGCUACAAGGCACUUCAUAAAUCCAAGAUGGCAGACUCAAGUUACUACCAGGGCACAUUUUGGCACCCGGAACUAUACCAGCUGGGUCACAAAUACGGAGUGCCAGGCUCAGGAGAUGCAGCUGGCGAAGAGACGACUUGCCACUCCGCGUCCAAGCAGCUGGAGGAAAUCAAAGAGGCUAUCCGCCGAGAAAUUCGCAAGGAACUGAAGAUUAAGGAAGGCGCAGAGAAGUUGCGAGAAGUGGCCAAGGAUCGCAAGAGUUUGAACGAGGUGUCCUACCUUGUGAAAAAUGCCAACACCAAGCUGGCUGAGUUGCAAGCAGAAUUGCAGGAGCUGGAGUCACAGAUCAUUCUCACUCAGUGCAGGGAAAACGUUGAACCAUCGUCCACGCCAACGCAGCUCAACGGCCAACAUGACUCAUCCAUGGUUACUUCCCCCGUAGCUGGUCGCAAUGCGAGUACGGAUAACUCGCAGGAUCUACGGCUUGGACCACUGGAGCGGCAGCUAAACAUCGAACUUAAGGUCAAGCAUGGCGCAGAAAACAUGAUAGAAAGCUUCAGCAAGGGGAACUCUAAAGACAAAAAGAUGCUGGCUGAGGCGCAGCAGAUGUUGGCUGAUUCAAAGGCGAAAAUCGAAUACCUGAAAAUGAGAAUGGCUAAGGUGAAGCAAAGCUCGAGAUGCUCUGAAGGCCUGUCCAACAAUGGAGAACAUAUAACUAAAGAGCACUCCUCUAGUUUGGAGCCACCUGGACUGGAAGAGCGCGUUCAGGAGCUGCGACACAGACUGCGCAUUGAAGCGGCCGUCGUGGAAGGUGCCAAAAAUGUGAUCAGACUCCUCCAGAGUCACUCAAAAGUACCGGACAAAAAGCAGCUUCAAGAGGCACAGGCAAAUUGCGAAGAGUCAAGUAAAAAGAUCGAUUUGCUUCGCUUGUCCCUGGACCUGAGAAGACAAGAACUUCCUCCAGACUCCAACGCCGCUAUGCUUCUAAAGAGAGAAUUGCAGAGCGUACAGGCUUCAAGUCCCGUGCCAGUGACCUACACCUACAUACCGCCCUUCCAGGGGGCGCAGCCAGCGCGUGCCAUGACAACAACACAAAUGAACCGGUGCGCAGCUGUCACUGGAAAGCUUGAAGUUCGGCUAAUGGGCUGCCAGGACCUUUUGGAAGAAGUCCCUGGCCGCUCUAAGCGUGACAAGGAUUCGCUCUCAAGCCCCAGCGAAUCGUGGUUCAAAGGGGUUACUGGCAGAGGCUCUAGCAAGUCUUACAGUGUGAAGGACGAAACUAGCAAUGAGAUCAUGGCCAUUCUUAAGCUGGACCACCAAACAGUUGCUCAGACCAGUUGGAAGCCCUGCUCUCAACAGGCGUGGGAUCAAAGAUUCAGCAUAGAACUGGACAAGUCUCGAGAGUUGGAAAUCAGCAUAUUUUGGAGGGACUGGCGCUCGCUAUGUGCAAUCAAAACCCUGCGCUUGGAAGACUUCAUCGACGACGAACGUCACGGGAUGGCUCUACAGUUGGAGCCUCAAGGCUUGCUGUUUGCUGAAAUCAAGUUCUUGAACCCCAUGAUUUCGAGGAAGCCUCGUCUGCAGCGGCAGAAAAAGAUCUUCAAGGCUCAAGGCAAGAACCUGUCGCGGCACACACAGAUGAACAUCAACGUGGCCACCUGGGGCCGUCUACGUAAGAGGUCUUCGUCGCCCGCCAUGCCGCAACCACCUCCGCAGCAGGAUGACGAAUUGCGUCCACACGGAGAAAGGUUGGGACCACUUGUUUUGAAUCUACCUCAGCCAGAAGAUGACAAAGCUGAAGCUCCUGGAGAGCUUCCAGACCCAGCCGCCUGUGGACUAACUGGUGCAAGGCCUCUUGGCCUGGCUGAGAGUUUGGCCAGCAUAUCAAUCAUGCCAGCCCAACCGCAGCCAGAGAGUCCGCCACCCCCUCUGGUGCCAAAGAGCAAGUGGGUGCCAGCGCCAACAGUGCCGCCACCACCACCUCCAAGGCUUGAUGUUGAGAGUGCACUCAGGGAAUUUGACUUCCUGCAAGACGAGCCACUCAAGGCCGAGGUCCAAGUUAUCCAGGCCCCUCAGCCUGCCCCCAGGCAAAACAGAAACCCUCAACCUCCUCCGCCGCAGCCGGAGCCGAGACCUCGCCAGCAGUCGCCGCAGCCCAUAGUAGAGUUCCCUGACGAGCUCGAGCCUCCCCAGGUGGUCAGACGGCCUGUGGCCAGAGGCCCCGACAGAGACAGCGCCUAUGAGUCUCGCAGGCACUCACAGUUUACUGGAAUGUCACUCGACCACUUCAGACUCAUCAGCGUCUUGGGAAGAGGACACUUUGGAAAGGUCAUUCUCUCGCAAUAUCGAAACACCGGCGAGUAUUUUGCCAUCAAGGCAUUGAAGAAGGGCGAUAUCAUAGCCCGCGAUGAAGUCGAAUCCCUGUUGGCUGAGAAGCGAAUCUUCGAAGUAGCCAACGCCCAAAGACACCCGUUCCUUGUCAACCUGUUUUCAUGCUUCCAAACGGAGAAUCACGUGUGCUUCGUUAUGGAGUAUGCUGCCGGCGGCGAUUUAAUGAUGCAUAUUCAUGCAGACGUCUUUUCUGAGCCAAGGGCUGUGUUCUACGCAGCGUGUGUUGUGCUGGGCCUUCAGUAUCUGCACCAAAGUAGAAUCAUCUACAGAGAUCUCAAACUGGACAAUUUGCUCCUGGACACCGAAGGCUACGUAAAAAUAGCUGAUUUUGGUCUGUGCAAAGAAGGCAUGGGCUUCGGGGAUAGGACUGGAACCUUCUGCGGAACUCCUGAGUUCCUCGCCCCUGAAGUACUCACGGAAACUUCUUACACAAGGGCCGUCGACUGGUGGGGUCUCGGAGUGUUGAUAUUUGAGAUGCUAGUAGGAGAAUCUCCUUUCCCAGGUGAUGACGAGGAAGAAGUAUUUGACAGCAUUGUCAAUGAUGAAGUUCGCUACCCUAGAUUCUUGACCUUGGAGGCCAUCGCUAUCAUGAGAAGGCUCUUGAGAAAGAAUCCAGACAGGCGUUUGGGAUCCAGUGAAAGAGAUGCAGAGGAUGUAAAGAAACAGGCCUUUUUCAGAAGCAUUCAAUGGGAAGAAUUGCUUCAUCGACGAGUCAAACCACCAUUUGUUCCAACUGUGCAUUCGCUAGAGGACGUGAGCAACUUUGACGAAGAAUUCACACAAGAAAAGCCCCAACUGACGCCACCUAAGGAACCAAGGCCUCUCACCGAAGAAGAGCAGGCCUGUUUCCGUGAUUUUACCUACAUGGCAGACUGGUGCUGAUACCAUCAGGAAGAAACCAAGUCACUUAAAACUAACUUAUCAAGAGACAGCUCUAAUUUAAGUAUGCAAAUAGAUAACCAAGAACUAGAAGCCAAGUGCGAUUGUCUUGCUAGAGUGCCUUUAGAAACACUUGAUCCAUUGUGAUGACCAACGAGAAACGCCCUAACCGUCCUGUAAAAGUGCUCUCUACUCUUCUGUUUUCUAUCCUCUGUCACUUUUUUCCCAGUAUUUCUGAUAGCAACACAAAAAAUUGGUCAAAUGAUAUAACACACAUGCUCAAUGUUGAAUUUGCCUGGAUGUAGCUGCAGCUUUUGUUGCGAAUGUUCUGUCAAUGUGCAGGCACCUCUAACUUAAAUUUAGCCGCAAUUCUCAAGUUCUCAAGUAGGCAAGAAUUCCGGCAAAAUUGCUGGUGCCUCUUGGCUGAACGUUAUGUGGGGUUGAUGGAAAAAAUAUAUAUUUGCGUGUUAUGCUCAUUAUACAUUUAAUAACCGCAGCUUAAAGUUGUUUGUUUUUAAUAAUAGAUAGCAGCACAAUGAGUUUUAACUUGUGUUGGAUGCUGCUGUCACCCCGUGAAUCAAGAAUUUAUCAAAUGAGCCAAACCACAUGUGGUGCUUGUGCUCACCUGUUUGCAUGUUGUCCUGUUGUUUGUCUGGUGCCUUUUGAUAAACUGAACCAGUGUCUUAUUGAGCCCUGAAUUUUGUGUAAAUAUCUCGGAUCGCAGGCUAGGCUACGGCUUAAAUUGAAUAACGCUAAUUUUAUAGAAAGAGGAAAGAAAUGAAAUAAAGUUAGGGCUUUCACAUUCAUACAAUUAUUUCAGCUUUUUGUGAUUAUAGAUUUGUAAUUAAACAAUUAAUCAAUUAACUUUUCCUUCAGUUAGAGCGCCAAUUUUCUUAAAAUACCUGUAAAUUAUGUUGUAUGUUAAAAUAUUGAAUUGAUUGAUUAAUUUUAUUCUUUAAAGUGUUUUGAAUCAAAAUUUAGGAGUUGAUCUUAUCAAACUCUACCAAUCGUGUGCAAGUUGAUGACACUGUUUUUUUCAGUCUAGUACUGUGCAUAAUACUAUUAUUAUUGAUGUAAUUGGCAGCUUUUGGUUGAAUUUCUCUACGCGGCCACCAAUAAUUAGAAGAUGUUAUUUGCAAGUUCUGUAUUAAAUGAUACACUCAAACAUCUGCACGCAUCCCUGUGAAGAGGCAGAAAUCGACGUGUGCUGUCAAUUAAUGCAUCAUGCCAUUUAAAGAAGCAAUCUUUUGUAAAAAAAUACGUGAGGUAAUUUUAACAUAAUAAAAUGCAAAGCCAUCUAUAACUAGAACAA
Molecule: messenger RNA, 4900 nt
Organism: Cloeon dipterum
Lineage: Eukaryota; Metazoa; Arthropoda; Insecta; Ephemeroptera; Baetidae
Gene: Pkn
Product: serine/threonine-protein kinase N
Exons: 17
Coding region: 346-3591 (1081 amino acids)
Biological process (GO): intracellular signal transduction; peptidyl-serine phosphorylation
Molecular function (GO): small GTPase binding; protein serine/threonine kinase activity; ATP binding
Source: RefSeq, a predicted model, not a curated record